AUGUCUGAUGAACCAAUUGCUUUGGAAGACUGUGGAAAACACGAACCAGAAAUGAAAGAGGAAAUGGAGAAGGAUAUCAUAGCAUUGAUGUCCGAAGAGCUGAGUUUGCAGCAGACUGUUGCCAAUGAAACCUUGCAACAGAGCGAAGCACUGUUGAUGAGUGCUAGGAAAGUCUCUUCACACUACCAAAAAGAAGCAGAAAAAUGCACUGCAGGAGUGGAAACUUGUGAAGAAGCAAGGGAGAGGGCUCAAGCGCAACUUGCAGAAGAGCUUAAGGCUUCAGAAGUAUGGGAGAGACGAGCUCGGGAGCUUGGGUGGGAAGAUAUGAGACUAUACUGA
This is a messenger RNA of Rosa rugosa (rugosa rose), 339 nucleotides long. RefSeq lists its product as uncharacterized. The transcript is spliced from 2 exons. Lineage: Eukaryota; Viridiplantae; Streptophyta; Magnoliopsida; Rosales; Rosaceae. The coding region runs from base 1 to 339 and encodes 112 amino acids. The record is from RefSeq and is a predicted model, not a curated record.